Molecule: messenger RNA, 343 nt
Organism: Balearica regulorum gibbericeps (East African grey crowned-crane)
Lineage: Eukaryota; Metazoa; Chordata; Aves; Gruiformes; Gruidae
Source: RefSeq, a predicted model, not a curated record
AUGGAGAAGGUCCAAUACAUAACCCGCUCUGCUCUGAGGAGAGCCUCAACUAUUGAGGUCAACCCACAAGCACGCCAAAGGCUCCAAGAGCUCUUUGUGAAUUUCUGCCUGAUUCUAAUUUGCCUCUUGCUGAUCUGUAUCAUUGUGAUGCUCCUCUGAAGUUCCAGCACUUCUCUGCACUGUCCUCUAGGAAAGUCACCCCAAAGGGAAGAGAGACCUACACCCGCAACUCCCAAUGCAAGGAUCCUCUUGUGAGAGGGGCUAGCACUUGGACUUGAGCUGUAUGCCAACCAUCGUGCUCUUCUCUUUCUACCUUCUACAUGUAUUAAAAACACACUUCUGU